This is a messenger RNA of Eucalyptus grandis, 2008 nucleotides long. Its product is annotated as actin-related protein 6. The transcript is spliced from 9 exons. Gene Ontology annotation, molecular function: nucleosome binding. The record is from RefSeq and is a predicted model, not a curated record. Gene Ontology annotation, cellular component: Swr1 complex. NCBI's taxonomy places the organism in Eukaryota, Viridiplantae, Streptophyta, Magnoliopsida, Myrtales, Myrtaceae. Bases 1 to 1302 code for a protein of 433 amino acids.
AUGACCGGCGUGGUGGUCCUCGACAACGGCGGCGGCCUCAUCAAGGCCGGUCACGGCGGCGAUCUCGACCCCACCACCGUCCUCCCCAACUGCCUCCUCCGCCCCCUCUCCUCCAAGAAGUUCCUCCACCCCGACCCCUCGUCUCCCCCUCUGGCCGCCGCCCUCGACCUCACCUCCGCCGCCGUCCGCCGCCCCAUCGACCGCGGCUACCUCAUAAACGCCGACCUGCAGCGCGACAUCUGGGCCCACCUCUUCGCGAACCACCUCCGCGUCAGCACCCCGUCCUGCUCCCUCCUCCUCACCGAGCCGCCCUUCGCCCUCCCCUCCGUCCAGCGCGCCACCGACGAGCUCGUCUUCGAGGACUUCGGCUUCAAGUCCCUCUACGUCGCCGACUCGGCCUCGCUCGUUCAUCUGUACGAGGCCAGCACGAGCCCACAAGGGUUGGUCUCCAAGGCGCAGUGUAGUCUUGUUGUGGACUGUGGGUUCUCUUUUACGCACACGGUGCCUGUUUUUCAGAAUUUUACUUUGAAUUAUGGGGUGAAGAGGAUCGAUCUGGGCGGGAAGGCUUUGACGAAUUAUUUGAAGGAGUUGGUGUCAUACAGAUCGAUUAAUGUUAUGGACGAGAGUUUUUUGAUGGACGAUGUUAAGGAGAAGCUGUGCUUUGUUUCCCUUGAUGUUGACCGUGAUUUGCAGCUUGCAAGGAAGCCUGGACAGGAUAAUGUCUUCAGAUGCACGUAUGUUCUUCCUGAUGGAAUCACACAUACAAAGGGCUUUGUCAAAGACCCAGAAGCCGCACGGCGAUACCUCAAUUCGACAGAUGAGUCUCAUCUUACAUCAGGUGGAACGAUUAUUGAUGUUGAGAAGCCAGAAUCUGCAGAAGACAGAAAGAGAAUCGACUUAACCAAAAAUGAGUUCGACCUGACAAAUGAGCGAUUUCUUGUCCCAGAGAUGAUUUUUCGACCUCCAGAUUUGGGAAUGAAUCAGGCUGGACUGGCAGAGUGCAUUGUUCGAGCUAUCAAUUCAUGCCAUCCACAUCUUCAUCCCGUUCUUUAUGAAAGCAUCAUAUUGACUGGUGGAAGCACGCUUUUUCCUCGGUUUGCUGAGAGACUAGAAAGAGAACUCCGGCCUCUUGUCCCCGAUUACUACCAAGUGAAGAUAACCACUCAACAAGAUCCUAUACUAGGUGUGUGGCGAGGAGGGUCACUUUUGGCAUCCAGCCCUGAUUUUGAAGCAAUGUGUGUCACAAAAGCUGAUUAUGAAGAGCUGGGAUCUGCUCGAUGCCGCCGGAGAUUCCUUCGUUGAGUUAAAAUGGCACGUUUCACCAUGCUUGAUUACUCUAAAUAACCCAUUCAUAUAUCGCCCAUUCUCUGAGAAGAUAUUGAUGAUGGGAAACUAGAAAGUCACACAGUCAAACCAAGUAUGUUUGGAGAUACUUGAGGAAUGGAAAUGGAGGGCAUGGACUGUAGAGGAUACAUCUUAAGUGGUUGAAUCUGUUUUCUGGUGACUAUUGGACAAGGUUGUUGAGAAUCUUUUAUGGGUGCGGACAGCUGAUUGGAGCAGUUUACUCAUGGUGGUACUGACAUAGCCCAGAAUUCUGGCAUACGAGUUCCAGCAUUUCUCUAGAAUGGUGAAGGUGUUCAAACGAAGCAGAACGCCAAAAAAAGGGGACUCUGGAUUCUGCAACUACCAUUGGAGAAUAUUUCAACUGGGUAGUUCUUGGGUGAGACCUUGGGACAUCGUCGACAGACUGAGAUGGCUGUCUGCUCGUUUCUCGGCUGCUGUAGGCCGUACCUUUAGCGUCCUGCGGAGAUGUACCGAAAUCGGUGAAGACUGCUCAUCAAAUUCCACCCCGUUGGCAUUGAGCUCUUAGCCUAACUUCCCGACCUUUUUGUAGAUCUUCUGGCUUCCCAAACCGUGCGAUAUUACGACCAUCAUCAUUUGUUUGGGUGACAAAAUCAAAGACUUGACUUUAUUCUCAUUGAUUUUAAGCAUUUUAUGUUUUGGAUUA